Molecule: messenger RNA, 3589 nt
Organism: Nannospalax galili (Upper Galilee mountains blind mole rat)
Lineage: Eukaryota; Metazoa; Chordata; Mammalia; Rodentia; Spalacidae
Gene: Ccdc71l
Product: coiled-coil domain containing 71 like
Exons: 1
Coding region: 2794-3447 (217 amino acids)
Source: RefSeq, a predicted model, not a curated record
AAAGGCAUGCACCACUAUACCCAGCUCUUAGAUUCCUUUUUAACAGCAUAAAGUAGAAAAUAGUUACUUUGUUUAUUCUUAUCUGUCAUUUGUUUAUCUGAUGCAGGAAGCUGUUAUCCCUCAGAAGUAAAGGAAUAAACUGACAACUACAAACUAUCAUUCCUCACUUACAGAAACCUAAUUUGCCACCAUCCAUAAAUCUUGUAGGGUCUUGGGAACUAGAAUUAUUAUUUCCCUUGUAUGUAAAAUUUAUUCGCUUGAAAAAGACUGGAUAAGGAGCCAUUUGUAUAAAGACUAUUUGAACUAUCAAAAAGUAGAGGUCAAGAAUGUAGAAAAUAAAGGCAAGAGAGCAAACAGACAAAAUUAAAAAUGUAAGAUUUAAGCAGUUUAACACAAUAUUGGUUCCUGAAUUUCAUAAGAAAUAGUGUACUGCCUUACAAAACAAAUUCUAUAAUGCAUAACUAAUUAAGAUCUUAUGUCUCCUUAGAAUUUUUGAAGUUUUGAUGAAAAGAAAACCAUUUAUUUUCUUAAAGUCAAUUACAUAUUUAUGUGGUAAGACUGGAGGAAUUUAUCAUUAACAUGGACGACACAAUUAAAUGCAGAGGUAAAAAUAAUAAUGUUUAAAGCUUGGACUAGUUUAUACUUUUCUUGCAUUACAAAGUCCCCAGCCCCCAACAUCUGGCUUUCCACUGACUUAGUCUGUGAGAUUUUGUGUGUCCAUGUACAAGGGCAGUCCAAUAGAAGUCAUUCAAACCUCACAUUAUUAUGUGUUCUCAGAAUUACCAAGAGAACCAGUUAUGAUACACAGCUGUUGCAACGUAAUUCCUUUACAGGGAGCUAGGAAGCUGGGAACUGGCUCUAUAAUCUUGUUCUCUGAGAAGAGUAUGCUUUUCUAAGAAAAUGAUUUGCUCUUUAGAAAGUUAUUAUUUUGGUACAUAGAGAACUGAUUCAUGGUCAGAAAUUUUAUUUUUGCCAUAAACCUGUUGUGUGGAGAGUGUGCUUUGGUGUAGGUAAGAAAUUUUCAAAUUAUUUUUUAGUUUUUAUUGAAACCAGACCAAAUGUUAUCUGGGUCAAAUAAAAUAUCCUCAUCCAUCAUAGGACAAUUUAAAACUGGUAGAGUGGGGUACAGCUCUGUCUCUAGUUGCCCCACUGAAAAUGUAUCCGGCAUUUUCUAUUAAGUUACAACAGCACAAUUUGUGAAACCUCCAGUGAAAUAUAAAGAUCACUAGAUUAAGAAUCCAAAGACCUAGAGUUCCAAGCUGCUAUCAGCAAGCUAUAUUAAUGAACCCCUGUAGGUCUAAAUUUCAUCUGUGAAAUAAGGACACUGAACUAGUCUUUCAGCUCAAAGAAUUCUAAAGGAACCAUCAACUGAAUGUAGAUCAGAGAAAUUCUGUACUCUAUUUCUACUGCACAAUGUUUACUGAAGAGUGAAAUAUGCAUGCCUUCCUCUAAGUAUUAGGAGAGUAAAAAAACUUUAAAAAAUUUAAAGAAAUCUAGUGGUGUGUGUCGGGGGGCUAGUUCAGUAGUCAAGUGCUUUCUUAGGAUGUGAAAGGUUCUGACUUUGAUCCCCAAAGUGAGAAAAAAAGUUUAAAGGAUUUUGGAGAAAACUGCAAUAUAAAUAUAACAUAAAAUUAUCCUGUUUUAAGCAAUUUAAAUAUUUCUUUCUCACUCCAUUUCAAAUAGUCAGUGGUUCAUUCUGUAAUCAUUCAGUGUCUGUGAACAGGAAGAGAGCUCAGUAUGGAGGAUAGAAAAACUGACAAGAGUGUCUACCCCUCCUCUCAAUUACAAAAGGCAAUGCAUUCUUAAGGAUGAUUCUCAACAAAAUCUUAUUGAUUAUAUGGAAUCCUACAUUCUUAGGGACAGAGAUUGCACUGCAAAGGGGCAUUUUAAUACCUAGUGAAAUAUGAAACAGCAUCCUGAUAGAACUGUGUAUCUAAAUUAUCUCCUUUAAGCAGAAGGGCUUUGUUGCCACUGCACUUUGCCCACUUAACGGUGUUUAGUUUCAUACGGUGUGAAAGCCUUUGCUUCCCCAAUGACCAGAGUGUCUCCAUUGUCCAGAGGGCUGUCAUAUUGCCCGAAUGUUUACUGUUUUCUUGAGAUGGCUUGAGGUCAAGAGCUGCAAGGAGUCAAAGAAGCCUGGAGCACUGCGAAGGUACGCACGAACUGUCCAUCCCUACUAGUCUCGGACCCAAACCUCUUGGCUGUGCUAAGAUCAAGUUUCUUCAGGCUACUUCCUUUUGUUACUCAGACUGGUGGACCUCUGAGCUCCAACUCCAGUUGCACACCCACUUCACCCCCAAAGACCGGGCUGACAUCCACUUCCCACUCCACGCAUGUCUACCCUCAAUGGACGCACCCAACUGUUGACCAGCGUCCAAAGGCCAUCACCACCAUCCACCCCAGCACCAUCUUCCAGGAACUGGCUCUCCCCCACUAGUCCCCGCCCCUCUUUCCGAGAGCACCCAAUGGGUGGAGCCGGGCCCGAGGUGGGCGGUGACUGAGGCGGGCCCAUCUCAAGAAAGGCAGAGGGCGAAAGGAGGCCAAGAGAGGAGAAGAAAGAGAAGCCGGGAGGAGGGGGCGCGGCGCCGUCCAAUGACAAAGCCCCGGGGUGGGCGCCGGCCGCCAUCUUGAGCCGGGCGGCUGGAGCUCCAGCGCGUCCUCCGCCCGGAGGGGGAGGGGCGGCCAAGCGAGAAAAGUCGCGAGCGGAGCGGAGCGGGAGGCGCCAGCGGCGGCCGAGGGACGACGGGAGGGCGGCGGGCGCGGGCGAGCGCGCUCGGCCCUGAACGGCUUCCGAUGCGGCGCGGCGUGAAGAGGCGGCGGCGCCGGCCCCGGGCCGCCUGGGGCGGCGGCUGUCCGACGGAAGGAGGGGCCGGGCUGGAGGCGCGAGAGGAGAAGGUGGUGUACUCGCGAUCUCAACUGUCGCUAGCCGACAGCACCAAGGCGCUGAGCGACGCCUUCAAGCUGUUCAUGCCCAGCAGUACGGAGUUCAUGAGCUCGGACGCGGAGCUCUGGAACUUCCUCUGCAGCCUGAAGCACCAGUUCUCCCCGCACAUCCUGCGCAGCAAGGACGUCUAUGGCUACUCCUCGUGCCGCGCGCUGGUGCCCGACCCCCCGGCGCCAGCCGGCCGCCCCCUGCGCCGGCCCGGCUCGCGGGCAGCGUCCAGGAGGCGGCGCCGCCGAGCCCAGCCCGCUCCGGGCCGCAGGAGGCCAGCCACUCCGGUCCCCGAGGAGCCUCGGCCGGCCGCGCCCUGCUUUGGGGGCCGCACCCUGGAGGAGAUCUGGAGGGCGGCCACCCCGACGCUGACCAGCUUCCCGACCAUCCGCGUUGGCGACGACGUGUGGGGCGAGCGCAGCCUGGCGGCGGCCCGGCGCAAGGCGCGCCAAGUGCUGCGAGUGGACCUGGACCCCGUGGUGAGGCUCCGCCGCUUCCCGGUGCCGCGGGCGUGACGCGCCGGCGCACGGCGCCUCCUGUCGGCCGCGACACCCUCCCACCCCACCCCCACCCCUGGGCGAGCUUCGGCGGCGGGAUGAACAAGUGUCAGUCGAGUGUUUACAGAACCAGCCCCCUGGUGCACUUUACGGGCGGACA